CCAGUACUACCCAGUAAAGUUGCCGCCAACAUGUCCGCUUAACAUCAUUUACUCAAGCGCCUCAUUCACCGACGCCGCUGCGCUUGGGUCUACGUGUUCCAUUCUCGACACCUAGUACUUCAAACAUGGCUGGCUGGACUACAACUACCGAACUGACAGACCUUUUCGCCCUGUGCGCAACUGACCCGACACCAUGUCCGUUCACUGGGCCGCACACCCCCCAGCCCGCCAGCAGGAAAAUCGUGCUGGACCCCGAUGGUGACCUUUUGCUGCAAGUCGGAGAGUCCGGAUGCGCCAGUGCUACCGGAGAACAUGACCUUGUAACCCCCGUUGUCUUCGUCUCGUGUUCAAAGAGUCUGUCGAGGGCGUCGGCGGUGUGGAAGCGUCUUCUUUACGGCGGCUUUGCUGAAUCUCGGGGGGCGGGGUCCGGAAAUUGGGAGGUCCAGCUCCCCGACGACAACAUCAAAGCUAUGACCAUGGUUCUCGCCAUCAUCCAUGGUCGAUUCGAGCUGUUGCCUCCAGUCGACGGUUCCAUUGGGUUGGAAGACCUCUACCAACUCACAGUCCUGACCGACAAAUACGAUCUAACUAGGCUUCUUCGACCUUGGGCACGGUCUUGGUUACAGAACUCCCAGAAAAAUAAGACUGCCACUCUGGGCGCGACUCCCUCUGAACGGCGAAUUUGGAUAGCGUGGGAACUGGGUGACCGCCAAUUGUUUCAAGCUGCGCUCGAGGACUUGGUUUUGAACAGCUCCGCACACGCUCGCGAUCAACAUCUUUCCUCCAUCGGCCGCAAUGAGCUCUUUUCUAACAGUUUGGAACCUUUAGGCGUUCAAGACCACAUCAAAAGCAAUCGUUUAAAUGCAAUUACAACAUUGCUUGACCUCUACCAAACUGCCCUUACCAAGCUUUUAGCCAAAACUCCCGCAACCAGGGAGCCAUACGGCUAUCAUCCGAUAGUGCCGGCGAAAGCUUGUGUGGCCAAGAUUGAUCCCUGGCGUCAAUAUGAGCAGAGGCAAUGCGACCUCAUCAUGCUCGGUUCAUUGAUCGAAUCCCUGUCCUGGAGCGGUCUCUGGCCACUGCCGGCAGCAUCCUGCUUCCAAGAGAGUUUGCUGGAUCUGGCUUCUAAGCUCAAGUCGCUAAAGUGCGAGAGUUUCAGGGAGGUUGGGGAUGGGGGAUCCAGGCACAGUAAUUGUCACCCCAUGCCGGAUGGUGCACAACAAAUCGAUGCCAUAUUGGCCUCUAUUCGAACUCAACCAACAGAUGAUCAACUACGACAUCUAGAGACUCAAGCAAAGAAGUCAGGGCUUCGGGUUUGACAGAAAAAUAUUGGCCAGGCAAAGCAUCAAGUUUGGGAGACUGGGAUCAUGACAACAUUGUUACGGAAGCCAUCACUAAACCCCGUCAUCCUGCGCACCCACUUGAUCGUUAGGUAGGUCACUCAAAUGAGACUUUGUAAAUAUGUUGGAACUCGCACGGCA
Messenger RNA from Pseudomassariella vexata, 1481 nucleotides. RefSeq lists its product as uncharacterized. Lineage: Eukaryota; Fungi; Ascomycota; Sordariomycetes; Amphisphaeriales; Pseudomassariaceae. Bases 126 to 1319 code for a protein of 397 amino acids. The record is from RefSeq and is a predicted model, not a curated record. The transcript is spliced from 2 exons.